Messenger RNA from Phaethon lepturus (White-tailed tropicbird), 1062 nucleotides. RefSeq names its product arrestin domain containing 2 (gene ARRDC2). The transcript is spliced from 7 exons. The annotation marks the transcript as partial. Gene Ontology annotation, cellular component: cytoplasm; plasma membrane. The record is from RefSeq and is a predicted model, not a curated record. NCBI's taxonomy places the organism in Eukaryota, Metazoa, Chordata, Aves, Phaethontiformes, Phaethontidae. Gene Ontology annotation, biological process: protein transport.
AAAUAUUCCUGUGCCAUCGUGCUGCUCUUCUGCUGUGUACUGUACAUCUCCGCCACCGAUUUGCUCGGGGAGGAAGGUCUGCAGGAGAGAGAUAAUCGUCUUCAAUCUGGUUUGCCCACAGACAAUGGUGAAGUCACUGUCCUGCAGGCAGGAAGGCACGAGUUCCCCUUCACCUUCCAGCUCCCCGAGACCCUGGCUACCUCCUUCGAGGGGAAGCACGGCAGCGUGCGCUACUGGGUGAAAGCCAAACUGCACAGACCCUGGUCGACAGUGAAGAAGGUGAAGAAGGAGUUCACUGUGAUUGAACCCAUCGACAUCAACACGCCUGCACUGCUGGCUCCCCAGGCAGGCGCUAGGGAGAAACUCGCUCGUGCCUGGUACUGCAAUCGUGGCCAGGUCUCCGUGACUGCCAAGAUUGACCGAAAAGGCUACACUCCAGGUGAGGUCAUCCCUAUCUUUGCCGAGAUCGACAACUGCACAAGCCGAGCAGUGGUGCCCAAGGCGGCCAUCAUCCAGACUCAGACCUUCAUCGCUCGGGGCACCAAGAAGCAGAAGAAGGCGGUGGUGACCAGCAUCGUCGGUGACUCCAUUGCAGCGGGGAAGCGGGAAGUGUGGCACGGGCGGGCGCUGAAGAUCCCGCCGGUGGGUCCGUCCAUCCUCCAGUGCCGCAUCCUCCAGGUGGAAUACUCGCUGAAGGUUUGUGUGGAUAUUCCUGGGACGUCCAAGCUGCUCCUUGAACUGCCGCUUGUCAUCGGAACGAUCCCGCUGCAUCCGUUCGGGAGCCGCACGUCCAGUGUCAGCAGCCAGUACAGCGUCAACCUGGACUGGCUGAGCACCAUCCCGGAGCAGCCGGAGGCUCCCCCCGAAUACUCGGCGGUUGUGUCCAGUCCGGAGGCCGAGCAGAGCCUGGCUCCGCCGUGCCGCAGCGAACUCGGCGGCAUCCUGGAAGGUCCCUUCUUCGCCUACAUCCAGGAGUUUCGCUUCCGACCACCUCCUCUGUACUCGGAGAUUGAUCCAAACCCUCCUUCAGACAACAUCCGUCCACGCUGCAUGACCUGUUGA